AAACUUGCAGCGAACUUCUCUAGAUCUAUAAAUAUGUAUUAAUUAUACAUAACAUCAGUAUAAUUAAACCGGCAACCAACAAUGUCUCCUUCAACCUUAGCGGCCAUUCUGUGUAUCUUCCUAACUCUCAUAUACUCCUUUCACCGCUGGAGAAAUGGCCGGAAACUCCCACCAGGUCCCCGAGGGUUACCCAUCAUCGGAAACCUGCACAUGAUGGGCAAACUCCCACAUCGGACUCUUACCGACUUAGCCAAAACCUACGGCCCCAUUAUGUCAUUAAAUCUCGGCAACGUGCCAUCCAUCGUCGUUUCAUCUCCUAAAGCAGCCGAGCUCUUUCUCAAGACCCACGACACCGUUUUCGCCAGCCGGCCAAAAACGCAAGUAGCGGCGCUCAUGACCGACGGAAAAGGCAUAGCCUUUACGGAGUACGGACCGUAUUGGAGAAACGCCAGGAAGCUGUGUACUUUACAGUUGCUGAGUGCGUUGAAAGUUGAAUCGUUCGGUCCGAUGAGGAGGAGGGAAGUGGGUUUAAUGGUGGAGUCGUUGAAAGAGGCUGCGGAAGAGAAGAAGGUGGUAAAUAUUAGCCGGAAAGUUGGCGAGCUUAUGGAAAAUAUGACAUACAAGAUGGUUUUGGGAAGAGAUAAAGAUGAUAGAUUUGAUUUAAAGGGACUUGUUCAUGAAAUCAUGAUCUUGAUUGGAACUGUCAAUAUUGCAGAUUUCAUGCCAGCUCUUGCCCCAUUUGACCUUCAAGGACUAUCGAGGAAGGUGAAGGCAAUUAACAAGAUUGUAGAUGAAGUUUUCAACAAGAUCAUCGAUGAGCAUGAACAAAACAGAAGCAAAGAUAUGAAAAAACAAGACAUGGAUUUCGUGGACAUGAUGCUUUCUUUAGCAGAAGAACAAGCGAAGACGACGAAUAUGAAUCUUCAAACCGAGCAUGCAUAUAAAAUCGACAGAACCAACAUUAAAGCUUUAUUACUCGACAUGAUUGCAGGAGCAUUUGACACUUCAACAACGACAAUCGAAUGGACAUUAUCGGAACUAUUAAGACAUCCUAAGAUAAUGAUGCAUGUCCAAGAAGAGUUAGACAAUGUAGUUGGAAAAGAAAGAAUGGUAGAAGAGACAGAUCUGAGCAAGUUAAAUUACUUAGACAUGGUUAUAAAAGAAAGUUUUAGGUUACAUCCUGUUGCAUCCCUAAUUUUACAUGAAUCAAUGGAGGAGAUAACUAUUCAAGGAUAUUACAUUCCGAGAAAAGCAAGGAUUCUCGUGAAUCUUUGGGCAAUGGGUCGGGACCCAGAAGUAUGGUCAGACGUUGAAGAAUUUAAACCAGAGAGAUUCGUGGGAGAAGACGAUGUAGACAUAAGAGGACAUAAUUUUAAACUUAUUCCAUUUGGAGCUGGAAGAAGAGGAUGUCCAGGAAUUCAAUUAGGGUUAACCAGUGUUCGACUUAUUGUUGCAAGGUUGGUUCAUUGUUUUAAUUGGGAGCUACCUUUUGGCAUGGGGCCAAAUGAAUUAGAUAUGAAUGAACAAUUUGGCCUGACUUUGCCAAGAGCUAAGCAUUUAAUUGCCAACCCAACUUAUCGCUUGCUUUGUUGACCUUGAAAUAUUAUUCUUGAUUAUGUAUAUAUAUGGGAUUAU
Carica papaya (papaya) is the source of this 1635-nucleotide messenger RNA. Its product is annotated as cytochrome P450 CYP736A12-like. Lineage: Eukaryota; Viridiplantae; Streptophyta; Magnoliopsida; Brassicales; Caricaceae. The record is from RefSeq and is a predicted model, not a curated record. Gene Ontology annotation, molecular function: heme binding; monooxygenase activity; iron ion binding.